This is a messenger RNA of Ceratitis capitata (Mediterranean fruit fly), 702 nucleotides long. RefSeq lists its product as uncharacterized. The transcript is spliced from 2 exons. The record is from RefSeq and is a predicted model, not a curated record. Bases 36 to 692 code for a protein of 218 amino acids. Lineage: Eukaryota; Metazoa; Arthropoda; Insecta; Diptera; Tephritidae.
AUCAAACAGACAAACAAGAACUCGAAAAUCUCAAAAUGGCAGGAAUUAAAGGAAUUAUGAUAUUAGUGAAAUUCCUUAUGAUAAUGAAGCUCAAUGCAGCAUAUCCUCUGCUAAGUUUUAAUUCAGUUGAAAACACCGUUAAUAGAUUAUCAAAACUUGAAUUAAAUCAUAUAGGAAAACCUUCAGAUAUACUUGAGAAUGAAAUCAACUUAAAAUUUGAUACAAAUGAAUUAGGUUCCGGAGAAUUCGUUGACUUAACAGUACCAAACGAACAAAACAAAAUUAUUAAACAAAAACAUACACCAGAAUCAACAAGUGAUCAAGUAUUACCUUUAUUUUCCAAAAUUUUCAUACGCGAUUCAGCUGAAGUUUUUCAAAACAGAUUAAAAAAUUCAAAAACCACAGAGUACUCUCUUAUUUUGGAGAAAAUCAAAAAUAUUGGAAAAGAGGAUGUUACGUUAGUGGGCCAAGCUUUAUACAACGCUUUUGAACUAACGAAUGAUGUAAAUACGGAUUACGAGAUUUCGCAAAGUACGGCAGCCUGGCUGGAACUUAUUUUGGAACGUUUUAGACAGUUCAUGAAGGAAAUGGAGUCGGGCACCAGUCCAAACGACGCUUAUGAGAACUUUAGCAUAGUGGGCGAUAUCGAAAACAAUUUAGAGGCUAUUAAACUCUUUUGGCUUAAUUUUUGAAUAGAAAGCA